UCUCUCUCGCUCUCUCCUCCUCUUUCGUUCUCUCUCUCUCUCUCUCUCUCUCUCUCUCUCUCUCUCUCUCUCAUCUAUUCCAUUCCUGGGCUUUUCGUCUUUUGCUUCCCUCAAAUCUCAUCCUCCUCCCCCAACCCAUAACUCUGUUUUCAAAUCUCUCUAGCUUCCAUGACCCACCAAUCACUUUCUCCAUUCCCCUGCACCAUUAUUCCAAUCUUCAAAGUCUAAAACUUUUACCACCACCUAUUCUACCUCUAGUUUUUUUUCUUGUUCAAAGUCAGCAUUUUUGUCUAUUUAUAUUCUCUUUUUGUUGCUUGUGGCGAUUCUGCACGUCUUACUUAUCCGUCGGUUUGAUUGUACCUGAAAGGAUUGUGCUUUUCAGCUUUAUUGUAUUGCAAUUGCUUUUUUCAAUUCUGGGUCAUCGGUCGUUGGUCGUAUACAGUUUUGGAUUCGGGUCGUUUUCUUUGAGUUUACUUCGAUCGUUUUUGUUUUCUUUGAGUUUACUUUGAUCGUUUUAGAAUUGAAAAAAGGAAAAAAAGUGGUUGGUGAUGAGCUACUUGAGAUUUGGACGUUUGUUCUGCUUAUAGUAAUUUCAGAAUAUAAAACAAGGCAAAGCUGUUGUGCUAAACAAGACAUGGUGUUUUGGGUUGAAGAGACAAUUGGGUUGUUGUGUUUACCUGAUUAGGUUUCGAUUAGAUCAGAUUUCAUUCGGUUUUUCCUUUCCGUUCAAGGAAUAUGUUUGGUUGAGAUGGUCGUGUUCAUGGCAGAAACUGGAAGUCUGUAGGAUCAUGUUAUUCUAGGAUUGCUUGUGUGUUUAGAUUCUGUUUCGUUUUCCUUUUGUUUUUUCAGUUACUGUCUCGUAAUUGGAAAUUUCUGUUCUGCAUCCGGUGUCGGAAAUGGAUCCAAUGACUAGUGACAACAUUGAGGAGGUGAAUGUAGCAAAGAAGGUGGAUCACCACGAAGACGGUGAGAAUUCAAAAAUGAGGGGUAGCGGAAGUGUUAGUAGCAAAGAAAUGAUUUUCAGAGCAGAUAAAAUUGAUUUGAAAAACUUAGAUAUACAGCUUGAGAAGCAUUUGAGCAGGGUUUGGUCCAAAAUUGAGGACAAAAGGCCUAAAGAAGAGUGGGAGAUUGAUUUAGCUAAAUUGGAUAUAAGAUAUGUUGUAGCUCAAGGGACCUAUGGUACUGUAUACCGGGGUAUUUAUGAUGAUCAAGAUGUUGCAGUGAAGAUCUUGGACUGGGGGGAAGAUGGUUAUGCGACGGAUGCUGAAACUGCUGCUCUGCGGGCAUCAUUUCAAAAAGAAGUUGCUGUUUGGCACAAGCUUGACCAUCCUAAUGUUACAAGGUUCAUUGGCGCUUCAAUGGGAACUUCUAAUCUUAAAGUUCCUUCAAAAAACUCUUCAAUGGAUGGUCCAAAUUCUCAUCCUGCUAGAGCAUGUUGUGUUGUUGUGGAGUUUCUUGCUGGUGGGACUCUGAAACAAUAUUUGAUAAAAAACAGAAAAAAGAAACUUGCCUUGAAGGUUGUGAUCCAACUUGCUUUAGAUCUCUCAAGAGGUCUUAGCUAUCUGCAUUCCAAGAAAAUUGUGCACCGUGAUGUCAAAACAGAAAAUAUGUUGCUAGAUAUCGAUAGAAACUUAAAAAUAGCUGAUUUUGGUGUUGCUCGUGUUGAAGCUCAAAAUCCAAGGGACAUGACUGGUGAAACUGGCACCCUAGGAUACAUGGCCCCAGAGGUUCUGGAUGGUAAGCCAUAUAACAGAAGGUGUGAUGUCUACAGUUUUGGCAUAUGCUUAUGGGAAAUGUACUGCUGUGAUAUGCCUUACCCUGACCUUAGCUUUGCUGAUGUAUCAUCUGCUGUUGUUCGACAGAAUUUACGACCAGAAAUUCCAAGAUGUUGUCCUAGUUCUUUGGCUAGUGUCAUGCGGAAGUGCUGGGAUGGAAAUGCAAAUAAACGACCUGAAAUGGAUGAGGUGGUGAAAAUGUUGGAAGCGAUUGAUACAAGCAAAGGAGGUGGAAUGAUACCUGAAGACAAAAAUCCCGGCUGUUUCUGUUUUGCCCCAGCUCGCGGUCCUUGAUGUUGUUAUCCUUGGACCUUUCACCUAAAGAAAUUGAAUGGGUGUUGCUAUGCCAAAAAGAUGAUCGAAACAAAAGCAAAAAGAGAAGGAUGAUAAGUUUUUCUUUUUCUUAGUGUGACAAUCCCUCUCUUAAGAGAAGGUUCUAUUAAUUUUACAUCCAAACUGUUUAUGCAGCUUGUGUUUCCUGUGUGGUCUGUUUUGUUUGUGGACUUCAUGAAAUUGUCAAAGGUGCUGAUAGUCGAUAGAUUAAGGUGUUAAUGCUUCAGGGGAUAAG
This is a messenger RNA of Fragaria vesca subsp. vesca, 2343 nucleotides long. Its product is annotated as serine/threonine-protein kinase HT1-like. The transcript has 7 exons. Gene Ontology annotation, biological process: protein phosphorylation. Gene Ontology annotation, cellular component: plasma membrane. The coding region runs from base 897 to 2069 and encodes 390 amino acids. Gene Ontology annotation, molecular function: ATP binding; protein kinase activity. Lineage: Eukaryota; Viridiplantae; Streptophyta; Magnoliopsida; Rosales; Rosaceae. The record is from RefSeq and is a predicted model, not a curated record.